This is a messenger RNA of Protopterus annectens (West African lungfish), 3799 nucleotides long. RefSeq names its product homeobox D8 (gene HOXD8). Gene Ontology annotation, molecular function: DNA-binding transcription factor activity, RNA polymerase II-specific; RNA polymerase II transcription regulatory region sequence-specific DNA binding. Bases 2337 to 3041 code for a protein of 234 amino acids. The transcript is spliced from 2 exons. NCBI's taxonomy places the organism in Eukaryota, Metazoa, Chordata, Ceratodontiformes, Protopteridae. Gene Ontology annotation, biological process: regulation of transcription by RNA polymerase II. The record is from RefSeq and is a predicted model, not a curated record. Gene Ontology annotation, cellular component: nucleus.
GCGCAUCUCCUGAGAUGUUAGGAUUUUAUUGCAAAAAUGCUUCCUUAGGUGUUUCUGAUAAUUAUCCCCAAUCUAAUACUAGAACAGCUUUGUUGUGCCUGAAACACCCUGAUAUGAUGUGAAACAACAGAAACAACUAAAAUUCGACAAAAGCCAGCUAUAAUUUGGAAAAAAGAUGAAGUCCAGUCCGUUGCACUGAUUACAGUUAUAUAUUGUUCUGAAAAAUAAACAUGUUUCCAUAAAAAAAGUCCCACUUUCAACAUCUGAAAAGACCUGUAACACGCACGCACACACACCUAUGUGACAUUUUGCUUUUAGCGUCUAGCACGGGUAGCCUCGUGUCUGUCUAUAUUUCUUUGUAUUUCUGUAUGUGAUCAGAUAUUCCUAUGGCAGUAUAACUAUAUUGUAAUCCUAAGUAACCUGAAUUAGACACAGUAAUGAUUACACGGAGUGAGGAAAAGCGGCACUUUGUUAAUGGAGUUUGGGGUUGUGAACAAAUUCAGCAUCGUCAUCCUAGUCAAGCAGGCCGAAAACCAAUGAAGAUUAUCUUAACAUAUGAUACUUGUAGUGUCAUACCUUCUCGGUAUGAUAUGUUAGAAAAUUCUACUGUUGAGUCCUUGAUUCCGUUUAACGAUUGCACGACAUUUUUACCUAAACUAACUGAGCAAAUGUGCCCAUAGUGAAAGUUUCAAUUAAAUAUUCACAGUACCCAGUAUCUAGUGACACCCAACUUAGUGGUUUGUCAUUCAGAUUUUAUGGUGCAGUUUAUUGUUAUUUUAUUAUUAUUUUUAUGUGCGGUCUUGUGUUGUAAAACGUUCUCUGUAGUGUGCCAGUCAUAUACUACCUCCAUUUACACAAUCUUGUUUGCUAGAACUGAAUAAACAAGGCUACAUCACAACACAAUGCAAGCGUAAUAUUCUCUGAACGUUUGUCUCUGCUUGUGUAUUUGCGUAAAACUGGAUGGUUGAGUGUUUUGUUUUGUUCAUCAAACUUAUUAAGAUCUACCGCGGCUGGACUAGCUACCCGGCGGUGCAAACCUUGGCUCUAGAUGAUUAUCACUGUUGAGGUGACACCCGGGCCCGACUCCAUGUGUAAAAAAUGAGGAAAAGGGGUUGUGGAUGGAUGGAUGAAUGGACUUGUUAAGAUCUUCUAUGACAACUUAGUAUUGAUGUUUAAGACGCCCUGAAGCUUACGUUUAUUUAGACAUGUGCAUAACACACUUCUUCAUAACAAUACUUGUACAAUGUAGUUCAGAUCAAUUGCUGUAUAGAAAAGAAUCAGUGUCUAAACAAAAAGAAGUUUGAAUGUUAGUGGCGAUCAAUAAUGGAAAAUGGCCAAAAAAAUAGGUUCCUAUGCUUUCCUAAAUGCACCUUGCUAUGAAAUGCAAAUAAGCGUUACAACUCAACUAAGACUGGUUAGUCAUUUGUAACUGAUGAAUCAAACCUUUAAAAAAAAUCUGCCCCUGAGCUAAAUCGCAGUCCUCUCCUCACAUGCAUAGCUAUCAUUGUUGCUGGGGUAAUGAUAUCAAACCAAGGAGGAAAUAAGGGAGCGAAUAUUCAUAGGCAUGUUUUUCAUUAGGUAGUGAUUAACCAGAGUUUCAGUAAGAUGUAGUUUGCCUUUGAGUCAAGGGUAAAUUAAACACUGACAAUGUUUUAAAAUUACAAUAUGUGAGAUUUCAUAUUGUAGUGGUUUGGAGGGGUGUAUAUAUGAGCCGCAUUUCAGGGGCACUGAUGAGGAUGUGACACAUUCUUUGAAAAAGAGUGUUACAUUUGUUUGCCUUUAUGAGGACCCUUUGCUGUUAGUGUGCAAGUGUAUUGCCAUCCGUUCUAGUCUGCACAGAAGUAGUUUAUAGUGCAUUUAUCUGUACGUUUAUUUAUUUGCUGGCUUUUUCAAUUGAUUGUUGCAGUUUUAGUGUUAAAACGUGGCGCAAGCAUUGCAAUCUGGCAAGGCGGUGCCUGGGUUUGUCCCAUGGUUGCAUAUAUUAAUCCGUCAGUUAUCUCAAUCUGAGUUCGACUCUAGCUGUCUUAAAAAAAAGUACUGGAGCGGCACACGGGGGGUAGUUUGUUGCCUCGGGAGUGGUAAAUGCAAACUGAAGCCAAAGAUUUCCCGAUGUACGUGAACAUUUAUUUAUUCUGCUCCUGUGCUCAAAGGGAAACAGUAAAGGCACUGAGGCAGGUCAAGCCUUGUCAGAGGUUAUAUUCCACUCUGGUUAACAUUGUACGCAGUAAGGGCAGUGGCCACAAUGAGAAGUACUCACUAGACUGCUGUACAGCAAGGGCUGGCUAUUGUUUUCCUUUUAAAAAAGUGUGACUUUAGUGUACAUUUUGCCAUUACAGAUGAAUUCUUACUUUGUGAAUCCCUUUUACUCAAAUUACAAGUCAAUAGAGACAGUAAAUCCACCUUACUACGACUGUCACUUCUCUCAGGACGUAAACAGCAGACAUGCAGUGAUGUACAACACUGCUAACUUCCAACACCCAGCUCAAGUUCAAGAGUUUUACCAUCAUGGGACCUCGGCUGUGCCAAAUGCAGGCUAUCAACAGAGUCCUUGUGGAAUUACUUGUCACAGUGACCCGUCUAAAUUUUACGGAUACGAUAACUUACAGAGACAGCCGCUUUUUACGACCCAGCAAGAGGCUGAUUUGCUACAAUAUCCUGACUGUAAAUCGUCUAUUAUUGGAGAGGAACCAGAACGCUUAGAUCAAAACUCGUCUCCUUCGCAAAUGUUUCCUUGGAUGAGACCUCAAGCCCCUGGUAGAAGGAGAGGAAGACAAACAUACAGUCGUUACCAAACGCUGGAGCUAGAAAAAGAGUUCCUUUUUAACCCAUACCUGACAAGAAAGCGAAGGAUUGAAGUUUCUCACACACUGGGGCUUUCGGAGAGACAAGUAAAGAUUUGGUUCCAGAAUCGUAGGAUGAAAUGGAAAAAGGAAAAUAACAAGGACAAAUUUCCUGCUUCGAGAGAAGAAGGAGAGGAAAAAGAAAUAAAGCAGGAGAGAGAAAUUAUGGAGCCAGACAAACCAGAAAACGAGACCUGUUAAUUACAUCUGGUCAGUUUUUGUCUGCUGUAGCAGCUUGCAUUUUUAGGUGACCGUGGGCAGAUGUCACACUAUAUGGAAUCCCUCUUCCACGUGUUCAUCUUUAGAAAGCAGAUACUAUGAUAUAUGUUAUAUAUUAUGUGAAAUUAAUGAGGGACUUGCGAACUAGUAACAUGAAAGAGACCUUUAAGGUAAAUGAUUUUUAAUUAGUAAACUAUUGAUUACAUUAUUGAUUUUUAGUAAAUCGUUUCUGAUUCCUCGUAAUCUAGAUUCCAAGAAUCAUAAAGAACUUCAUUAAUGAACCAUACAUGAAAUAUUCGUCUAAUCAGAAAAAUGCAUUUAUAAUUUGUAAAAUCUCUGAAAUUGUUACGGUAUUAUUAUAUAAAGUUUAAACCAGAUUGUUUCCACUAAUUUCUUUUUGGUAUAUAAAACAAAAAGUGACUGUUGUACUUCUCAAGUUUAAUAGAAAGAUGUAUAAUCAGAGGUCCUUGUGAAGAAAAGAGAUGCAGUCAUUUGUAAGACAGGAAACUGUGUGUGUGUUUGCGUGAGAGAGAGAGAGAGACAGAGACAGAGAGAGGGAGUGACGAAUUCGAAAGUACUGCUGUCCAUUUUAUAGCAUGACUAAGGCUGUAUAUAGCCUUUAAUCUCUUUCUCACCUCUGCUUAGGAAAACGUGUGUAUAUCCGCCCAUUCUUUUUUAAGUGUUUUUUUUUUUUUCAAAUCCAUGUUUUAGCUCUGCAAUAUUUACUGUAAAAUUCUAAA